UUAUUCUUUGUAGGACGAUAACUAUCUAAUCACGAUUAUUAAUUGUACAAUGAACUCGUACGCUUGUGGGAUUUUGACAAACACUUCUAUCAGGACCAAACUAGACAGUCAGGAAACGCGAAUGUGCACCUUAGAUGGCGCGAUGAGAAUAAAAAAACCUCAGUGGCAGAGAACUUUAACGGUGCUGGAACAGAAAGGGAAGACCCCAGCGAAGACUUUGACGUCAAGGAACAGUGGUCCAACUGCAGUCGUCGACCACGAUGAACAAGGCACCAAUUACCGACGGCACCGGAACAGCAGGAAGAUGCCGGAAACAUGAGAAACUCAAGAGAAUGACCACAGGUUCGAGAAAAGGCAAUUUAGGGUUCUCAUACCAUGCCAAUUUUUCUGAAUGAUCUUUCUGGAAUUGUUCCUGCAUCAAUGAUCCUUUUAGGCAUGUACUGGAAAGAAAUGAAUGCAGAUUCUGAAUGGAUAGAACUCUAUAGCCUGCAACUAUCUUUACCAUUUAAAUAUUGAUAAGUUCGUCCUAUUUUCCUCUCCCAAAAAUGCUGGGGAGAAACGGUAUACAUUUAUAUAUAUUAUGUUUGUUGGGUUAGACAAGAACUGACUAGUUUUCAGUAAAUCAACAAUUAUGUGAAUAACGAUAAUGAUGUUAAAAAUAACAACAAUACUUAUAUAAUUGGGAACAGCUGUUAUAUAAUUAGAACAAUAACACUAAAAUUAUGAGUAUGGAUUGGACUGUGUUCUUGUUCUUUGCAGGCUAAAGAAAAUGAUGCUUUUGAUGGAGUUGAGGAAGGAUAUGAAAGUUCGUGGGAUGAGAUCUCAUCUGUUUCUUCCUAUAAUCAUUUGAAGGAAGAUAUGCAUAAAGCUUUUGGAAGUUCAUUAUCAUUGCGGUCAAUUGCAGCAAGGUCUUCCAAUAGAGGUUCUGUUUAUCUUGAAGAUUGCACGAGCAUAUCUUCAAACUUUGCACUUCCUCAGCUGUCUGUGGCUGAGGUCUUACAUGAUUCUACUGGCGAUGCUUUGUCCCCAGAUAGAUCUUCGGCUAUCGCAUCUCCAAGUCAGCAGCUAAAAUUUCCAAAAACCCUUUCUGUAGAUGAUGACACAAGGGUAUCAUCUGCCUCCAGAAAUGCUGAAUCUGGAGCAUCAGAAGGGUAUGUUCGAGGAAGAUCAUAUAAUAUCAGACUGGAUGACGAAGUUCUACUAAGAUUUUCACCAAAGAACUCUGAGUCAAAUUACUACUUCAGUGAUAUGAUAGGUGGAACCCUUACCUUCUUUCAUGAAGAAGGGCCUAGGAGAUGCCUUGAGUUGACAAUAGCUCUGGAGAUGAUGGAGACUAUAAGUCGGCACUUUGUCCAUCCUUCUCGGAGGCAUUCUCCUAUUAUUACUAAGGUUCAGAGUGAUCACCAUGAGGUUGUUGCAGAUUUAUUAGAGACUAGCUUUCUCUUUUCCAUGCCUAUGGAUGGACCAUUGACUUUUUAUACCUGCUAUGUCUCUGUGCAAUGGGCUCUUCGUUUUGAAUUUCUUACGACUCCAAAGAAUGUGGACUGGACAAGGUGGGUACAACUCAUUGAAGGUGCAAGAUACAGCAAUGUGAUUUAACGGGUUAAAGCUACAUAUUCCAUGGAAAUUGGGUUCUUCCCAGGGAUCAUGCGGUGAAAUGCUGGACUGCUAUAAUAAAAGUUUCACCCACAUAAGAUCGACUAUUUCACAAUGUAUUGACAAGUGGCGAGGAUGCGUUCCUUUCAGCAUCAGUCAUAGAGUAAUUUAUUUCACACCAGAACGAGAGAAAUUUACCAGUUUCUGUUAAGUUUUUCCUUUCUUCUUUGUUUCGUCGAUUCGUUCCUUUUGUACUUUCGAAAAUUCUCUGAGAUGCCGGAAUUCUUUGUUACAUGCUUCUGCGCUUGUACAUUUGUAAAGUGUUACUUACAUAAUAAUAAUUCUCUUGUUUUCCAA
Molecule: messenger RNA, 1953 nt
Organism: Olea europaea var. sylvestris
Lineage: Eukaryota; Viridiplantae; Streptophyta; Magnoliopsida; Lamiales; Oleaceae
Exons: 8
Coding region: 859-1599 (246 amino acids)
Biological process (GO): retrograde transport, endosome to Golgi
Cellular component (GO): Ric1-Rgp1 guanyl-nucleotide exchange factor complex; Golgi membrane
Source: RefSeq, a predicted model, not a curated record